AGCAUGCCAGAGCUGAGAUGUCUUCUUUACAUUUGAAGAAAUGAAGAUGGCAUCACCCGGACUCUCCUGCAAAGCAUUUUUAAAAAUGCUUGAUCAACGAACUCUCCAUUUUGGCCGUACGGGAAAGAUCUCUGCAGAUGGCUUUCAGAAAAGUUUUUUUGAGUGGGAAGCCGUGAGAUAUGAAUUAGACAAGAUUUUAAAGGAGGAUCCCUUCACAUGUCAAGCAUGUGCCCCAGACAUGCUUGCAAUUUCAGUGGAUGGAAACCGCAAGCAUUACCGUUUCAAGAAUGCAGCUAGAUCUGAGGAACCUGGCAUCUUUGAAGACGCCUUCAUAGCAAAGGAUGAAGAUGUGGGAAGAUUUGUGGACUACAUACACAGCACAUCUAGACAUGUCUCUGGACGAGGUGUUUGUGGAGGGGAGUGGUCAGCAGCCAGAGAGACCUCUCAAAGAUCCAGCAGCAAGGUGAAAUGGAGUGGAGCAUAUCAAGAUGGGGCUGGUUUGACUCUAGGGGAGGAGGUGGAGCAAUGUAAUGCCUUUUUGUCAAGGAUUGCAGUUACCACAAAACACAUGUCCAAAGCAGGACGGAGGGACAUGCUAACUCUUAUGGCCAUGCGCUGGAAUCAACAAAAGCUAGACCAGUUGGCCGCCUCUCUGACCCAUCGAUAUCAGAAGGCCACAAAAGCUCUUCUAACCCAGCUUCAGAACCUGGAGUCCUUAAAAGUCCAAUUAGCAGUGACUGACAGUCAACUGGAUGAAUGGGUCAGUGAUGUAAAGGAGUGGGCAGAAGCAACAACAAGGACAAGCAAUGCUGAUCCUUUAGUGAGCAGAACUGAAGUGCUCGUAGCGAGCAUAAAGAGACGAUCCCAGCGUCUUUAUAAAGACACCGAUGGAAACAAAGCCCGUGCCAAGAUUCGUCGCAAGAUCAGAGAAGAGAAAGGAAUCUUGACUUCUGCUGUGGAAAAAUACAACAGAAUGGUUCCAGACAAAGAAACUCUGUGCUUGGAAGAAAUUCUGUCUGGCGACACAGCUUGGCCGUGGCAGCGAGCACACAGCGACUCUGUCAGCCUUACAACAAAGAGAAGGGCAUUCGAUAUCAUCAUGGCAAUAAGAAGACUCGAGGAGGAAAAGAAGAUUCUUGUUAGAGAGAUGGACCAUCACUGGAAAUCUCUUUCAAAAUAUGAUGAUACCCUGAAAGAGCUGUCCGGCCUGUUUUCCAGUGAGAUAUUUAAAAGUUCGCAUUGUGGCCUAAGUGAGGAGGGUUUGAGAGGUCUACAGAGCAUCAUCCUCAGAAAACGACAUAAUGUGAAACAAAACAAGCUGCACGCAAGACAGUGUUACAUGCAAGUUUUGUCAGGAGCAGAGAACAUUAACCUUGAUCAUACUUCCGAUGAUGACUUUUACAGUGACUCUGAAUUUUCUGAUUAAAGUCGGUAAUAAAUAUCUGUAAUAUAUCAGUUUGUCCUCAAAGUUAUAUAAACUUCCUACCUAGCAGGUUUAAUGCUGGGGAACCAAAUUUUUUCAUGUCUGCCAUCGCCCAGUCAUUGACAGAGCAUUGCCAAGACUUCAUCACAUCAAUGCAUAUAGUUUUUUACAAAGACAGCUGGCACAUUUUUAUUUAAUGUCAUUCGUAGAGCUAAAAACAACCCUGUUACACUGUUUUUAAACAUGCAUUUUGGUAAUACAGAACAGUACACUGGUGUGUAUCAGAGGGAGAUAAAUGUACUGUUUACAU
This is a messenger RNA of Oreochromis niloticus (Nile tilapia), 1733 nucleotides long. RefSeq lists its product as uncharacterized. The transcript is spliced from 11 exons. The record is from RefSeq and is a predicted model, not a curated record. NCBI's taxonomy places the organism in Eukaryota, Metazoa, Chordata, Actinopteri, Cichliformes, Cichlidae. Bases 41 to 1426 code for a protein of 461 amino acids.